AUGGAUGGCCUGAAAAAGGGGGGAGACUCGGAGGAAGUGGAGAUUGACCUGGGGGACUCCAGUGACCCUGAGGAGUUUGAUAAUGGGGAGCAACCACAGACACUCUGGAAAGCGCAUUCUGACCGGGAGCAAGAAGAAAGUAGUCAUUUGUCUUCUGUGGUGGAUAUCAGCGAUACCAAGCCGCUUCUCAAUGUUCGAGACCCUCGAGGGAUGAAUGAUUGCCUCAAGGUGACAUUUGAAGAUGUUAUUGCUGAGCCGGUUUCAGUGCGCAGCGGGGACCGAGUGUGGAUCUGGAGCCACGCUCUGUUUGAAGUGAGCCGAGUUUGGGUAUACAGGAUCAUCACAGUUCUUCUGGCCAUCCCCAUGUCGAUCCUCUCCGGAAUCCUUUUUGCCCUCCUCAGCUGCAUACAUGUAUGGAUGAUCAGCCCAUGCAUCAAAAGCAUUCUUAUUGGAACACGCUGGCUGCAAAACAUCUGGAACGUUGUGCUGGAUAUCAUCGUGCGACCAUUGCUGACCAGUGCCGGGCGGUGCUGUAGCCGUUUUAGCAUUCACCUGGCUGAGGAAUAA
Nerophis lumbriciformis (worm pipefish) is the source of this 567-nucleotide messenger RNA. NCBI's taxonomy places the organism in Eukaryota, Metazoa, Chordata, Actinopteri, Syngnathiformes, Syngnathidae. The record is from RefSeq and is a predicted model, not a curated record.